Messenger RNA from Prunus armeniaca (apricot), 444 nucleotides. NCBI's taxonomy places the organism in Eukaryota, Viridiplantae, Streptophyta, Magnoliopsida, Rosales, Rosaceae. The record is from the annotation of a GenBank genome assembly.
AUGGAUGUAGCUAAUAUUAUGGAUGUUGUUGAAACCAAGAUAACGUCUGAGAUGGAUGCUCGGCUUACUCGUCCUUUUGAUUUGUCAGAAAUUAGUCACGCACUUUCCCAAAUGAGACCUUUGAAAGCCCCUGGUUCAGAUGGCUUGCCCGCUUUAUUUUUCCAAAAAUACUGGGAUAUUAUUGGGGAAGAUAUUGCUUUUGUUUGUUUGCAGAUCUUGAAUAAUGGCAAGAGUAUUAAGGAGUUUAAACAUACUUUGGCGGCACUGAUUCCGAAGAUAAAGAAUGCAAAGAAUGUGAAGGAUUUCCAACCUAUAAGUCUAUAUAACGUCAUCUACAAAAUUGUUGCAAAGACUCUAGCUAAUCAUUUGAAGAUCAUUUUGCCUGAUAAUGUCAUUAAUAAUGCCACUCUUGCUUUUGAGCUUAUGCAUUCAGUCAAAACAUAA